Molecule: messenger RNA, 2712 nt
Organism: Rosa chinensis
Lineage: Eukaryota; Viridiplantae; Streptophyta; Magnoliopsida; Rosales; Rosaceae
Exons: 6
Coding region: 159-2111 (650 amino acids)
Biological process (GO): regulation of transcription by RNA polymerase II
Cellular component (GO): nucleus
Molecular function (GO): DNA-binding transcription factor activity, RNA polymerase II-specific; protein binding; sequence-specific DNA binding
Source: RefSeq, a predicted model, not a curated record
UUACGGGCUUCGCUUAUGCAAGCGGGUCAGAGAAAAGUUUCGGGGAGGGAUCUAGUUUGUAUUGAGGUGUCGGAAACCUAGCUCAGAGCCGACUCUCUCGCUCUGAAUUCUCUCUCCUCGUUCUUUUAGACCUGCCAAUUCCUGGUACAAGAGGCGACAUGGCCGGAGAUGACGUUUUGCCGCCUCAAAUCCACAUGAAGGGAGGGGAGAAGAAGAAGAAGAAGAAGAAGCAGAAGAAGAAGAAGGGAACAACGGGCGACAUGAGCCGUCCCCGUCCCGAUUGUCAUGAUAUGUCACCGCCUUGUGAAGUCUGUCACCGGCGAUUUCCCGACAACAUCACCCUCCAAAUACAUAGGGAGAAUGUCCAUGUGCUUCAUAUUUGUGAGAUAUGUGGAUUAUCGUUUUACUCUGAUACUCUCCUCCAAACACAUAAGCAGUGUGUGCAUACGCUUCAUACGUGUGAGAUAUGUGGAGUAUCGUUUCGCUCUGAUGCUCAACUCCAGAGUCAUAGGAAAUCCAAACAUCCGGAUUUAAAGAAGAAAAAGAUGAUGAAGAAGAAGAAGAAGAAGAAGAGGCAGAAGAAGAAGAAGAAGAAUGAGGAGGAGGAGGAGGAGGAGAAGGCGAAGGCGGAGGGGGAGCAUGCCAGCAGCUUCCCCAUAGAGAAGACGAUGAACAAGGCGCCCUCACCCUCAUCCUCAAUUUCUGGCGAGAGCUUCCCCAUUGAGAAGAUGAUGAACAAGGCACCCUCACCCUCGAUUUCUGGCGAGAGCUUUCCCAUGGAGAAGGUGGACCAGGCAGAAUCUAUACUUAUUAUGGUGAAGUUUGACAUGGAUGAUUCAUUUUCUGGCGCAAUAUACGAAAUCAAACUUGACCAACUUCAGCCACUUGAGCAUGGUAAAUCUGUGGGCGGAUUUAACACUGACCCUUCAACUCUACCAAUGCUCAAACCUGUAGCAGAGUUAUUUGGUAAGGGCUGGAAGACGGAGGAGCUCUUUUUAUUUGAUUGUGCUAGAAUUGGCAGCCUCUCCAAGUUAUAUGUUUUGGUAAAUCAAAUCCCAUGCCCUUAUCUGAAGCCUGUCACUCCCGAGUAUGCAUUUGCCUUCGACAAAAGCUUAGUUUCAGAACUGAUUUCUCCACCAAAGACAACCAAGCAGUAUUGUCUUGUUAUAUCGGCAUAUGGGAUGUUGUAUUAUCUUGCACAACCAUUGUGCUUUCCUCAGAUCCAAGAACCGUCAUUUGAGCGGUAUGAUCCGGCCAGUGAUUCAUGGGAGUCAUUGCCUCCUUUCCCAGAUUAUUCUCUAGAUCAGGCACAGACCGAGAUAACCGGUUAUGCCGUUUGUUAUGGAUAUAUACUAUUGUCCAUGCAAACUGAGAAGAAAUAUGAAGCGGUGGCUUUUCAUAUUCAUAGCAGAACAUGGCACAAGGUGAAGACUAGCCCAGAGAAUCCUUAUUAUUAUCCCUUCUAUGGGAGGGCAGUGGUUUUAGGUAGUACUAUCUAUGCCUUGGCGCAUAAUCUUGAUUUGGUUCUGGUCUUCUCUUUCUGGUGGGAUUCAGACAAGGAUGGUGACAUUGUUAAGCGGCGACAUUUUCUGGGCACCCCAUUGUCUCUGUUAAUAACAGCCAAGUGUCAUCCGCCGCGCAGGUUACUAGGGGAUAGAACUCAGAAUUUGGUUCAUUUAGGGGGGCGAUACUUUUGUGUUGUGCAAACUGGUCAGAACAUUGAUUCUUCUGAGUAUCAGUAUAUGUGUGCGACGACCUUCAGAAUUGCCGGUGAUGGGCAAGAAAUGCAUAUCAAGACUGUUCGCUCAUCCGUUUUUCGAGUCGCGAUCGAAGGGAAUGAUGAAUUUGAAGUUCAGUUCAGCUUCACACCAGAUUGCAAUGACAUUGAACCAGUGGAAGAACAGUACUGUGUGUCUAGUGCAUUGGUUGAAAGGGAAAGUGCGUGGACUUCGGAUGUCAAAGAAGACUUCUUUUCCUUCCCAACUGGUCCUAAACUGGGAUUAGAGGCAUUUAGAGCCAAGAAAGAAGACGAAAAAAAAGUGUUCAUCUCCACUACUUCACCUGAGACUCCUCUCCUUUCCAAAGGUUCAAAAAAGAAGAAAAAGAUAUAAAGGGUCUGGUUUUGAUGUUCCGCCGGGGUACCAUUGCAACUUUUGAGGGUCGUUUGGGUAUGAUUCUGAUGGUGAGCAUGCAAGUUGGGUGUUAGUGUUGAAACGAGGUCCCAGAUUUGCGUGUAGCUGUGGACCAAGCAAUGACUCUUUGGAGAGGCAGUGUGAAAGAAAAACACAGAUACCUAGAUAUGUUCAUAGAGGUCUCAGAAGAUUCCAAACCCGGUGUUAGGAAGUCAGUCCAAGAGAAAUUGUCAUUCUGCUGGCCGGGGGAAAAUGACCUGCUAGCUUUGCUAUGCCCGUCAAAGACAAGUAUUUUGGGAAUUGAUGAAUUCUAUUUUUGCCACACUUAACUGUCAAACAUUAUGAUGUUGUAACGUGUAACACUCAUGUCAUAGUGAUAACUUAGUCAGUGAUUUUAUGUUGAGUUUAUGCAAGGCCGGUAGAGCAGGUGUAGAAUUUGUCCAAAACAUGGGCUCAUUGAUUUCAGAAAUUUUCUUUCAAUUAGUGGGGUUGCAUGUUUGGUAAUUGGAGGUAAAGCGCCUGACUCUGAAACUAUUUUUGCUGCAAUGUUUGGCUGUUUGAAUACAGUCCAGUUAUCUCA